AUGGCUGACAGAUUUCCUGCUUUAGACCCAAAUGAAGAUAUACAAAACCAAUCGACUACUCCAGUAGACACUCAUGACGAAACUGACUUCUUAAAAAGAGAAGCUGAAGUCCUUGGCGAUGAAUUUAAGACUGAACAAGAUGCUGAUCUAUUAAGUGAUAGCAUCAAUAAUAAUCGGGAAGAAGAAGAAGAAGAAGGGGAAGAGGAAUUUGAUGAAUUUACUUCUAAUAAUGACAACAUAAACAAUGACACUACUGCUAAUGAAGCAUCUGUGAUUCAGGAACCAAAUAAUCAUGAUAAUUUAAUAAAGGACAAUACGCUACCCAACUCGGAUGAAACCAAUUCAAAAGUUAACGAAAAUGCUGAAAAAAUUAUUGCUGAAUGGAAAUUAACUCGUGGGUCUGAAAUUUCUGAGAGAGAUGAAAGAGAAUUAAAGGAGAAAAAUGAUUUACAAAAUGAAGCAAUCACUUAUAUAGAUCAGUUUUAUGAAAAUUAUAAUAAAAAGAAACAAGAAGGUAUUAAAGCCACACAAACUGCUGCAAAGGAAUUCUUGGCCAAAAGAGACCAAUUCUUUCAACAAGAAGGCACUACAACAUGGGAUCGUGCAUUGCAGUUGAUUAACGAAGACGAUGCGGCUGUUGUAAAUGGUAGAGACAGAAGUAAGUUUAAAGAAAUUUUACAAAGAUUGAAAGGUAAGGCAAAUGUUCCUGGUGCAUAA
Messenger RNA from Arxiozyma heterogenica, 717 nucleotides. RefSeq names its product clathrin light chain CLC1 (gene CLC1). The transcript has a single exon. Gene Ontology annotation, cellular component: clathrin coat of trans-Golgi network vesicle; clathrin coat of coated pit. NCBI's taxonomy places the organism in Eukaryota, Fungi, Ascomycota, Saccharomycetes, Saccharomycetales, Saccharomycetaceae. Gene Ontology annotation, biological process: vesicle-mediated transport; intracellular protein transport. Bases 1 to 717 code for a protein of 238 amino acids. The record is from RefSeq and is a predicted model, not a curated record. Gene Ontology annotation, molecular function: structural molecule activity.